ACGCACGCCUUAUUUCAUGGACAUUGACAGUUGACUUGCCCCUCCACUGAAAUGGCUGCUUGGAGUUCAACAACUCCGCUCUGCUUCAGACCUCCCUCCCGGUCCGCAUUUCCAUACCGGAGCUCUUGUUCCUCCCGCUUCUUCCUCCCUCCUUCGACCAAGAGAACCCUAAUUCUCUCCCCAAACCCGAGACCUCCCAAGACCGCAAUGGCUCUCUCAGGUCCGGGCUUAGGGUUUCAGCAAGCGCUCAAUCUGUUCCAGUCCUCCCCUCCCUCCUGGCCAUCCUCUCUCUUCUGCAACCUCAUCAUUUUCGCCCUCGGCUCUCCCAUUCUCGUCUCUGGCCUCUCUCUCUCCGGCAUUGCCGCCGCCUUCGUUCUCGGUACUCUCACCUGGCGCGCCUUUGGCCCCUCGGGUUUUCUCCUCGUCGCUGCCUAUUUCGUCAUUGGCACUGCAGCUACGAAGAUUAAGAUGGCACAAAAGGAGGCUCAAGGGAUUGCUGAGAAGAGGAAAGGAAGAAGAGGACCAGGUAGUGUAAUUGGUUCAAGUGCUGCUGGUUGUGUUUGUGCUUUUCUUUCAAUAUAUGGCGUAGGAGGCAAAGCAUUUUCUCAGCUUUGGCAACUGGGGUUUGUUGCCAGUUUUUGUACUAAGUUAAGUGAUACCAUCUCAAGUGAGAUAGGGAAGGCAUAUGGCAAAACAACGUAUUUAGUUACAACGUUCAAGGUUGUUCCAAGGGGAACAGAAGGGGCUGUGAGCAUUGAGGGAACCUUUGCUGGAUUUUUUGCUUCAGUUCUUCUUGCAUCAAUUGGUUAUCUCGCUGGUGAGAUUGAUGCAGCUGGAGCCAUUAUAUGUGUCAUGGCUUCACAGAUAGCAAAUGUUGGUGAGAGCAUAAUAGGUGCUGCACUACAAGAAAAGGAAGGAUUUCAAUGGCUCAACAACGAUACUGUCAACAUCAUCAACAUAUCCAUGGGCAGCAUCAUAGCAGUCUUUAUACAACAGAUCAUACUAAGAAAUUGGCAUAUGUAAAUUCAAUUUCACCCACAUGUGGGUUCUUCUGGGAGCACAUUUUAUCUCAAGUCCCUGCUCUGCUCUGCUGCGUUCACCCUCUCAGCUAGCUCAAGCGGUAAUGAAGCAGAGGAGGUCAUUUUUUUUUUUUUUCCAGACAAAUAUCAUACUUCAUUACAUAUGAAGACUGAUCUCCUGUAAUCUGGUAACGGAUUCUUUGACGAAGGGCUGUGUAGAAGAUUGCAAAAUCAUUCUCGCUGUUUGUAAAAGAUUACUGUGUACCUCAAAUAUAUCAUUUGCAAUGAAAAAUCACGUCUUCAGCC
Malania oleifera is the source of this 1325-nucleotide messenger RNA. RefSeq names its product protein VTE6, chloroplastic. The transcript has 5 exons. The record is from RefSeq and is a predicted model, not a curated record. Lineage: Eukaryota; Viridiplantae; Streptophyta; Magnoliopsida; Santalales; Ximeniaceae. Gene Ontology annotation, cellular component: chloroplast inner membrane. The coding region runs from base 52 to 1023 and encodes 323 amino acids.